AUGGAACCCCUGGGCCGGGCACAAGUGCCGGCCAAGGGAUGGUCAUGCAGCUUCGAUGAAGCUAUGGAACUUCUCAAGAAGUGGUAUGAUGACUCUCAGAAGCCCUUCUUUAAAAAGAAAGACCUGGAGAAAAUCUCCAAUCAGCUCAAUCGCCUGUACAAUACCCAGAGAAGAAAUACUACUCAGAAGCAAUUGAUUUCUGUGAGAGGUCUAAGUAAAUCAACAAUCCUCUAUGAAGUGAGGACUGGGCAAGUCAUCACUGAAGAGGAACACAAACAGGAAUGGGAGAUGCAGCAGCCGAAGCUCCGGUACCUUUGCUAUGACCAAAUCACGUCGCUGGUGGAAGAUGGGGAUAUGGCACUGGUAGAGGCUUUCUUCCCGUUGCAAAUUGACCAUCUUGCGCUCAAGCGGGCGAUCGAUACCAAGCUUCCGGUCCUACCCGACUAUGUUCAGAACACCGUGCCUGUGGAUGAGUUCCUGCAAGGUGCUCUGGAGACCUGGAAAAUUCAUAUGAAUGGGAAAAGCUUGAGUCCCUUCUCAAGCUUGUCACUUCUUACAAAAUCACGAAACGCAUCUGGAUCAAUGGAAUUUGGUCUCGGUGGCUCACAAAUCACCAUGCGCAGCGCAAUCCAGCAUUCAUUGAUGAUAUCUCUUAAGGAGUCACUUGAAGAAAAGACCAACCAAAAUAUCAACUGCUAUUCACAAGACCCUCGCGACACAGCUAUCGACAACAGGGAUCUUGGGCAAUAUGGCUGCGAAGUUUCGGAAGACCCUCAAGCUUUGCUUCAAAUCGACAACGAUUGCAUUCUCUUUUCCUGCUGUCCAUCUCUCCCGUUGAAGGAGAUCACGGUAGACUUUGGUCGACCUGCCAUGCUUAUUUGGGAUCGAGUUAACAUGGGAGCCUACGGUGAAUGGUCCCCUAGAUCCAACCCAAACUCACACCGCGUACUGAACAUGAUUGAGAACGAGUAUGAUUGCCACGAGUUCUGGGAUUUACAUAAGAAAGAGGCUGCUCCUUUUGGAUCUCAUCUUACUAUUUACAUCCGCCGUCAGGCAGAGUAA
Messenger RNA from Penicillium vulpinum, 1062 nucleotides. RefSeq lists its product as uncharacterized. NCBI's taxonomy places the organism in Eukaryota, Fungi, Ascomycota, Eurotiomycetes, Eurotiales, Aspergillaceae. The transcript has 4 exons. The record is from RefSeq and is a predicted model, not a curated record. Bases 1 to 1062 code for a protein of 353 amino acids.